Plodia interpunctella (Indianmeal moth) is the source of this 4811-nucleotide messenger RNA. It is a transcript of the gene Rint1, whose product is annotated as RAD50 interactor 1. Gene Ontology annotation, cellular component: Dsl1/NZR complex. Gene Ontology annotation, biological process: endoplasmic reticulum to Golgi vesicle-mediated transport; regulation of ER to Golgi vesicle-mediated transport; retrograde vesicle-mediated transport, Golgi to endoplasmic reticulum. The coding region runs from base 135 to 2621 and encodes 828 amino acids. NCBI's taxonomy places the organism in Eukaryota, Metazoa, Arthropoda, Insecta, Lepidoptera, Pyralidae. The transcript has 14 exons. The record is from RefSeq and is a predicted model, not a curated record.
UCGUCGAAAACAUUUGUGAAAAGAGGAGCCUGAAAGAAAUCAUUAUGAAAAAAAAAGUUAAUAAGGCUAUAAAAUAAGUAAUAUUCAUGAGUUAUUAAUCAGUACCUAUAUUAAGUAAAUAGAAAUCAUCAAAAAUGGACGAAGACGAAAAAAAAGCUAUCGUUCAAGAUCUAAACUUGAAAAUAGGGGGUGACAUAAAUGAAUUGGCUAAUGCUUACCAACUUGAAAAUGAAUUGGUUCUAAGGAGAGACAAGUUACAAAACUCUCUUCAUGCAUCCAGUAAUUUAGUUCCUACAAAAUUAACGUCUGCACUAAAGAAAGCUGAAAAUAAUUCAAAUCAAAUCCAUAAACUUAAAGAAAAAAGUGAAAAUUUGAAGAAUAAAGUAAAUGAUUUUCUGGACAAAACAGAGCCUCUUAGAACAGAGCUAGAUAUGAGAUUCUCAGCUAUAAAUAAGUUAGAACAAGUCUUGAUUUAUCUGAAAUCAUUUGAGAAAAUUGAGGAUCUCAGUCGUCAAAUGAAGCAUUGCAAUGAUGAUGAGCAGCUAGUGUUGUUGUAUGGGGACCUAAAAGACAUGUGUCUAGAUUACAAAGCUGGCCACAGAGCUACCUAUGUGAGAGAGUAUACACACUACUGGCAUAAUGUUUUAAAAGAUAAACUUACCAAACAUUAUGAAGAUGUUUUGAAGUCAAUCAAGUGGCCUCUAUCCAGCGGUGUUGAAAAUCCACCUCUACCGAAAGAUGUGCUAAUUAGGUUCUACAACCUCACAAGGUAUUUAUUCCUUAUUGAGGAACCUGAGGAUGUCAGUUCAAGUACUGUCUCUGAGGAAAUUGUCCAGGAGCUAAAUCCCUGCUUGCCAGUGAAAAUUCUACUAAAGCCUUUGAAAAAAAGAUUCUUAUUUCACUUCACUGGAUCCCGUCAAACGGCGCGAAUAGACCGACCUGAGUGGUUCCUCACUCAGACUCUAACUUGGAUAAAGGAUCACCAAGCAUUUGUGAGGACUCAUGUGCAGCCAGUGGCUGAUAAACUUGAGAUUCCUAAUGUUAAAGCAGUGGACGAAUUCAAUUCUGGCCUAAUUGCAUUAGCAGCUGAAAGACUCCACACGGUACUAGGGUUGUACCACUCACCAGGAUCGAAAACUGAACUGGUAGACAUCGACGCAGCUUUCGCUCAUGCUGUGGACGAGACCCUGGGUUUUCAUAGAGAAUUGAUUACUGUGACCGGAAAGGAUGUGAAUAGUGUGUUAUCUGUGCUGACGAAAGCUGAAACCUUUGUAAGAUGGCUUGCCGUUGAGAAGAAAUAUGCUCUUGCGAAAAUAGACGAGAUGUUAAGCAACGAGCAGUGGUGCGAAUCAGUCGCGUCGGGCGUGGGUUCCGCCGUGGGCCCCAUGUUGUGGGUGCCUCGCGGCGCGGACUGGUUCAUCGCCUUGUUGAAGACCAUCGAGGACCGAUACGCAGUGCUGCCGCAACCGGGCCAUCGUUUACAGUUCCUCGAGUUGCAGCUGGAAUUAGUCGAAGAAUGGCGCGUGCGAUUGACACAGCUGCUGAGUGCGGCCGUGGCCACACUGACGCCGGAUUCGCUGCUGACCGCCAACAGUCCGCACCCGCUGCUCGCGCACAUCAACUGUGCGCAUCACACGCGCACUGUGCUGCUGCAGUGGGCCCACUCUCUGCACUACCUACAGCUGUAUUACUACAGACGUCAGUUCCAACACUUCACGCAUCAGCAGCACCGCGAUGACUCAGACUCCAGCUCCAGUUCUGAUGAUGACGACUCCGACUCAGACGAUAAUCGGAAAUCUCCUAAAGAAGGCGAAAUAGAUGAGACGAUGUCGCUGAAAGAAGUUGAAGUUCGCGCCAAAAAACUAGCGUUGAACGAGGUUUCGCGACGGAACUCUUUGAUAGUUGAACUAAGCCAAUUUGACAUAACAUCGCCAAUAGCCAACCUAGCGGUGACAGAGCCGCUCGGAGAAGAAGACGCAGAAGAAGCGGGCGUGUUCGCUGAGGCGCCGGCGCUGCUCGGCCACCUGCGGGACGCCGGGCUGGCUGCGUUGGCAGAACAUAUCCUGCUGGAGUUCAAGGCCGGCUUGCGGGACUAUAAGAAGCAAAAAUGGCAUGCAUGGCUGAUGGUGGAAGAGAGCGCCCUGUCGGUGUCGGCGACGCUGUGCCGCGCGCUGGCGGCGCUGUGCGGCCGCCUGGCGCACUGCAGCCGCCGCCUCGCGCCCAAGCUCACCGCGCGUCUGCGCGCGCAGCUCGCCGCGGACACGGACCAGUAUGUAUACGAGGAGGUUGUCUUGCAGAACUGGUUCAAUACGGGAGGCACGGUGCAAUUCACACAUGAUGUCAAGAGGAAUCUGAUUCCUGCCUUCGCGCCACCAAACAAGGUCGCCUCGCAAGUCAACCAGUUGACAAAGUUACUAGAAGCGUGCAAACUCCUCAACUUGGAUUACGACGACGCGCGGCGCUUACGCUCCGUCAUAUCCAAGACUCCCAACUUGGCUGCGGAACAUCUCAACAAUUUGGGGGUGCGGCACAUCCCUCUAAACGAGUGCCAGCAGAUCCUCAGCCAGAGGACCGACCUCAGCGACAACGCCUCGCCCUCCUCAGUGAUGGAGUUAUUCUGAAGUUUCGAAGGAGGAGGCGUCUAAAGUGCUGACUGCAAGGUAGGACGCUGUUUUGAUGACUUGUUCUCAAUUUUGAAAGAUUUUGAUAUUAUUUACCAAUUUUAUUAGGCUGGGGUUAAUAGCCUUCCACUUGUUGGUUGUAUGAUUUUUCUAUCAGUUUUAUUGUGAAUUUCGAGAUGGAUUUCCCGUAUUGUUUAUAAUAAACUACCAACUUUCUAACAAACUUUACGGGGGUGACAUAGUCACUGCGUACCCUUUUAACCAAUAAGUAAAAAGAAACUAAUAAAACAUUGACAGAGGCAAAUGUUCCACUCAUUGCCAGUUCCAAUAAAAAUUGUGAAUUACGAAUGUUUUUAUUUUCAGUUUUUGUUAAAAUAAUGAUUAUUAUAUCCGAAAUUGAGAUGAGCACAAGCAGUGUCCCGUAUCGAAGUUGGCAGUGGUCUGCUUGUUUUCCGCUGACCAUUGCAAUCUAGAUUGUUGACUUGGAAAGUAGGCCUCCUCCUUUGAAUUGUGUAUAAUUAAGUAUUGAUAAGGUCUGUGGUGUUUAUAUGUUAUUACGUCUUUAUCCUUGACGGGCUAGACAGUGCCAAGCGUCGCCGUAUUUAUAUAAAAUAAUUUGUAAUCCUUUCUAGAUAGGUACUAUUUAUGGCAAUGAUUGCUUUUAUGAUCUACUCAGAAGAAUCUACUGUCUCUUUCUUUGACUGCAAACAUUUUUUUAGUGAAAAACUGAGAGGGUUAUAACUACUUUAAAGUAGUGAGAAAAAUAGAAGUUCUAAUAAUAUUGUUGAUUUCAUUCUAUAAUUGACGUACAUAAUCCAAAUACUAUAAUUGUACUGUUAGAAAUAUAUUUAUAUAUGGUGCAUGUAACGUUUAUAGGUGUCUACUUGUAAAAUAUAUGUGAAUAUAAGGGAAAGUAAGAGUAAUUUUAAAUAAUAUAUUUUGUUACCUGUUUUUACUUCAUUAUUUUAUUAUUUGAAAUGAAAUAAAUAACAAAAUUAUAAUCAACAUAAUUAUUAUUAACAUUAAUACAGUAUUGUACAAAAUUAUCAAUUUGCAUAAAUUAUUAUCUUGAAUUGUUUACGUUAUAUAUGUCAACCGCAACUGCGCCUAAUAAAUUGCACUGAAUAGUAACAUAUUAAAUACAGUUAGAAUCCCUGCAAUACAAACUACAGCAAUCAUCUGCCAAUACAAACAUACUUACCACAUUACUGGUAAUAUCCAUCUCGACAUAUAUAAUCUAAACAACUAAGAGUUUUUAAAGAUACAAAAGACGUCAGUUAUUUACAUCAAUACCUCAUCAUACUCAAAACAAAUUUUAUCAAACAAUAAUUUACAAUAUCGAGUAAGUCAAGAGAACGUUUAGAAAUGUCGACUUUUAAAUAUUGCCAUGCCUCAUUGCUCCGCUCCGCCGUCGCGCUCCGUCAUUUUGACAUGUGACAGUGUCAAAACCAAUAGCAAACAACGGAGCACAACGUAACUACAAUACACUACACGAUUGAGCAAUGGGGCAUGGGCCUUAUAUUUUAAUAACUAAAAAAAAUUAAGCAUUCCAUUCCAUCAUGUAUGUACGUACUUCGUUUUGAUCUUGUUACUAAAAAUAUAGCUAGAAGUUAUUUGUUCGAAAAAAGUAUAUAGAAUAUAAAUAAUUUAUAUAACGUUCUCUAGAGAUUUCGUAAAUCGGCGGUUUAGAUCGAUGAAAAGAGUCCCAACACUUCGAUAAGUGUGGGAGCUCCCUUAAUUGAAGAUGGCUAAAUCUAAAUCUAUAUUAAAUUUUAUUUUAUUCUGGUUUGAUAUAAAAUUCAUGAUCGUACAAUAAUCUGCAUCCGUCAAAAAUGUAAAGGAAAUUAAACAGAUUUUAUCAGUAAUGCUUAUAAAUAUGUCUAUGUUCUUCAUAUCAUAUGAAUUUCUCAGUUACAAAGGAUCAAAACGGAGUUGUAUUCAUUAAUGUAAUUUAUUUAAAUAAGUUCUCUUUAGGAAUUUCCGUAUCAGUCGCAUUUGUAAAUAUUUACUACCUAAAAUUAUUAAACAAAAUACACUCAAAUCUGAUUGUCUAAUAUAAAAUGUUAAAUCAAUAUUCAAUCAAUUCUGUAAAGCACACACCAUACAGAUCUGAAAUGGCACUAGUGUACUAAACGCUGACACAUAAUAAAUACGCGUACAUAAUAUUUCAAUAAAACGUUUUGUUUCACA